GACUCCAUCUCUCUCUUUCUAUCUUUCUAUCUAUUUGUUCAUAUAUAUCUCCACCAAAAGCCUGAAAGAAAAGCAACAGAGAGAGAUUUGAGUUGCAAAGAUGGCAAAAGGCAUAUUAGAAGUCCAGCUUAUUGAUGCCAAAGGCUUGCAUGACACUGCUUUAUUAGGGGAAAUGGAUCCUUAUGUCAUGAUCCAGUAUAGGAAUCAAGAACAAAAGAGCAGCGUUGCAAAAGAUCAAGGGACGAAUCCAUCAUGGAAUGAGACUUUUAAGUUUCAGGUUCAGAAUGCAGAAGCUGCAGAGCAUCACCAGAAACUUGUCCUUAGAAUCAUGGAUAAAGAUAUAUUCAAUGCUGAUGAUUUUGUUGGUCAAGCAACGAUUAAUGUUGCUGAUGUGAUUUCUUUGGGAGUUGAAAAAGGAAAUGGUGAAUUGCAUCCUUGUAAGUAUAGUGUGGUGCUUGCUGACAGGACUUAUUGUGGAGAGAUUAGAGUUGGUGUUAAAUUUACUCUCAAGAUGGAGGAGGAAAUUACUGAAGAGUUUGGAGGUUGGAAACACAGUUUUGGUCAUUGAAGAAUGUCUAAGUUUUCCAAUUGGAGCUGUUUUAUAUAGUUUUUAUCAUAUAUGAUGUUAUUAGAUUCAGUAUCAUCUCUGCUUUAUAGUUUGUAGUUUGUAUACCAUUUCAUGUAUGGAAAUCUUUAUGAAGCUUUGAA
Molecule: messenger RNA, 708 nt
Organism: Dioscorea cayenensis subsp. rotundata (Guinea yam)
Lineage: Eukaryota; Viridiplantae; Streptophyta; Magnoliopsida; Dioscoreales; Dioscoreaceae
Product: elicitor-responsive protein 1
Exons: 5
Coding region: 101-568 (155 amino acids)
Source: RefSeq, a predicted model, not a curated record